Molecule: messenger RNA, 1317 nt
Organism: Pieris macdunnoughi
Lineage: Eukaryota; Metazoa; Arthropoda; Insecta; Lepidoptera; Pieridae
Source: the annotation of a GenBank genome assembly
AUGUCACAACAAUACAGUUUGCGGUGGAAUAACCAUCAACCUAACUUUAUUUCAAUGUUUACAACACUUCUGAAUACAAAAACAUUAGUAGAUGUUACCCUGGCAGCAGAAGGGCAGCACUUACAGGCUCAUAAAGUGGUUCUUUCAGCGUGUAGUACAUAUUUUCAGGCGCUGUUUGUAGAUAACCCAUCACGCCAUCCUAUUGUCAUUCUAAAAGAUGUUACAUUUUCCAAUCUUCGUACAAUGGUAGACUUCAUGUACUAUGGUGAAGUUAAUGUUACUGAGGAACAGUUGCCCCAGGUCCUUGACACAGCCAAAGUCCUAAAAAUCAAAGGUUUGACAGAAAUGCCAGACUCUACUUCUCUGACAAGGCAGAACAUGACUUCGGAAUUUCAAUCAUCUGGUGAAGUUGAGUCACUCAGACCUUCAGCAUCCCCUUCAUCAUCACCCUACAAUAAAAAACGACGUCGCAGAAAGAGUUCCACGGGGUCAAUAGGAGUAGGAAGUCUAGUGCUUGAUGACACUAAGCAUGAAGAUUUUGGGCAGAAUUCACAAGAUAUUGUGCGUGCAGAAACCAUUACAUUGAGUAGUCUUCCGCAACAGAGACGCAUGCGGGAAUAUGAUGAAAGAUUAGAAGUUAUGGAAUCUGCUGAUGAACCACAUAACCUGAAUGUUGAGCCUAUGACCAUUGACGAUUCAGUUGGUAUUGCCCCAGGGGGACAGUGGAGCAUGAUUGAACAUCCUUAUCCACGGUACUCAAAUGCCUGUAUCGGAGGUGGAACCCUACAACCAGAUCCGGGAAUGUACAUGAAUAACGUAAUGAACUCUCACACCGAUCACGAUAUAUCCGAUUAUGGCCAGAACUUGGGAGUAGCCGGUCCCUCUCCCGGCCCGAGUUGUGCCACUGAAGCCCCAACCGCUCACGAAAUGCCAAAUCUGACGCAACAGAAGAGGCGGCGCACGACCAAUCCACAAGCGGCUGAGAACUUUCAACGUGCUUUGGAGGCAGUGCGGUUUGGUGGCAUAGGGUUCUGUAAAGCUGCACGUUUAUUUGGUGUGAAUAACAGGACUUUGUGGUUAGAGUACAAAAAGAAGGGAUAUCCGAAUAACAGGCCGAGUAUCAAGAGUAGGAUAAAGCGAGAACAUUCAUCACCGCCUUUACAAACGAAAGAAGAAAUCCCCCAACAAGAUCCACAAAUGGCGUUGUUAUGUCCGCCGCACCCGGUGCCUGUGGGCUUUAUUGACCCACGGCCGUUAGACUUCCAGGUGCAAGUAAACAACCAGAACCUAAACGUAAACGUUAAUUAUCUGCAAUAG